This is a messenger RNA of Colletotrichum gloeosporioides, 357 nucleotides long. RefSeq lists its product as uncharacterized. The record is from RefSeq and is a predicted model, not a curated record. The transcript has 2 exons. Lineage: Eukaryota; Fungi; Ascomycota; Sordariomycetes; Glomerellales; Glomerellaceae. Gene Ontology annotation, biological process: regulation of DNA-templated transcription. The coding region runs from base 1 to 357 and encodes 118 amino acids.
AUGUCCUCCGAGCCUCCCACGAUCCGCGAGCCAGACCAGGAUGUAGAUUUUGAUGGCAUGGACGGCGACUCUCUACUGCGGCAGCCCAAAUUCCAAGAGAGCCUGAAGUUCUUAGAAGAUGUGAAAAAGCGGUUCGAGACAACGCAGCCGGAUGUUUACCCGACGUUCAUCCAAGCGCUUAGUAAAUUCAACCAAGCCGCUCCGCAGACCCAGGAAGAAGCCGACAGGAACAUUGCGGAGAUCCAUGCCAAAGUCACAAUUCUAUUUCACGGACAUCAGGAUCUGCUGGACAGAUUUGAGAGUACACUUCCAGCCGAAUAUUUUCACCAAAGGGCGAGAUCUGAAGGUCAGAUGUAA